Molecule: messenger RNA, 3662 nt
Organism: Corticium candelabrum
Lineage: Eukaryota; Metazoa; Porifera; Homoscleromorpha; Homosclerophorida; Plakinidae
Product: serine/threonine-protein phosphatase 6 regulatory ankyrin repeat subunit B-like
Exons: 22
Coding region: 89-3553 (1154 amino acids)
Molecular function (GO): protein binding
Source: RefSeq, a predicted model, not a curated record
UUCUAGCAAACUUCGUGUACAGUACUGUGAGCGAACGCGGUUAUCAGUGCUAAUGUGAGCGUUGGCGUGUGGCCCUGUUACUGGCGAGAUGACUUCAGACUCAGAAUCAGAGUGGGACGUCAUUCCAACUGUACGUGUUACUGGCGAAACUGCAGAGCAGCUUGCCAAUGCUGUGUGCAUGUUGUGGGUACCGAAACUGCAAACGCAUUCGUACAGAAGCGGACAGAAUCUGAUCGCGUUUGAAAGUCUGUGGCCGGACUCUAGAAACCUGAAGAAAUGCGUGCACGAGUUCGGCAAAAGCAAAUCGAGCAGGAUCGCUCUAGAAUGCUGUCGUUGGGCGUUGACGUGUGGCCCUGUGCGCCUUCUUCGCUAUCUGAUUGACUGUCAAUUGGUGACUCCAGAUCAAGUAGUGCAACCCGGUGGAGCCACGAUGCUGCACGUAAGCUGUGCGUGUAGGAACAAUGAUGCCGUUCGGUUGCUCUUAGAUCGACUUGGCUCUGCGAACUUGAAGAAAGACGACAAAGGUAGAACGCCGAGAGAUGUUUGCUACAGUCCUACAAUCCGCCAAAUGAUGAGCAAAUGGCAAUUGAACUUUUUGAGGAAAACCAACAAUGCAGAGAAACAAGUUACAAAAGAUGUGAGAUUGAAAGUGUUUGAACUAGCCUCUCAGCCACAGCAAUUGUAUCAUCUACAAAUUUUACUGCAGGAAACCAAUUUUGAUGUCAAUGCUGAAAAAUCUAGACAUGGUGACUUUCUGGUUCACACUUUGGCUCGAGCAGGUAUUUCGCAAAUUCCACUUCUCAUAUUUCUCCACAACAAUCGCAAUUUGAAAGUAGACCAAUUUGAUCAGAAUGGUGCAACUCCCCUAUGCAUUGUUGCUAGAGAGGGAACUCCAGCAAUGGCUGAUGUUCUAAUCUGUUUACUUGGGGCAGAUGUGAACCUUCCAAAUUGUCAAACAGGACGAACUCCAUUGCACGAGGCUUGUUAUCACAACAACAUUCAAGUUUUAAAAUGUCUGCUCUGUCGAGGUGCAUCAUGCAAUAUUGAGGACAAUGAGGCUCAACUGCCAGAAUUUCUUGCUAAACAAGAGGGCUUAGAACACUGCAGGAAAGUUGUUAUAGAAACUCGUCAUAGCAAUGCUGAGGAAGUCACCAGCUUAAUUACUGAGGGAUUAUUGCUUCCUGGAUACAUUCAUGACAGUGACCAAUAUGUUGUCAAUGCUUGUGGUUAUACACCUUUGAUGGUAGCAGUUCGUAGGAACAAAGUGGAGCUGAUUAAUUACUUGGGAAACUUACGGAAUUCUCCUCUUAAUGCACAGCAUUUGAAAACUGGACAAACAGCAUUAUCCAUGAGUGCAGAAAGUGGUAAUGUGGAAUGUCUUAAACAGCUUCUUGAUAUUAUUGCAGCUCGAGGUGGAUCACUACUAUAUGAAGCAUUUCGAAUAAAGGAUUUUUCUGAGCAUCGUUGGUUGCCUCUCCAUUAUGCCUGUCACAAAAAUCACGUAGAAUGUGUUCAGUUAUUGCUAGAUCAGAAAGAAGGACUUGUGGGGCUCAGUGUGGCAAGAAACUUGACAACAAAUGAAGAUUUGCUCCUGAUGUUAGAAGAAGCCAUUCAGAGGCGACAAUGUGAAAUUGUUGAAUGUACUCUAUUUGAAGCUGCAAGCAAUCGCAUAAAGUUUGACGAAUUGGUUUCAUUGGACUUGGAAGAAGAUGAUAACCUGAAUCCAUUUAAUGAAGGUGAGAGUACGCCAGUCUUUCUCAGUGCAAAAAACGGAUUACUUGAAGUUGUCAGAUAUCUCUACAAGCCUCACAUUGAAAUUCCAUUUGCUACUUACGAUCAGUCGUGUGAACAAGAGUCAAUUCAACAGAAGACAUCGACUCCAGCAACAUAUCAAAUGACGUGUCCAAACCUUAAGUCUGGGUGGACACCACUUCACGUUGCAGCCUGUUAUGGCCACUUAGAUGUUGUCGAGUUUCUUCUACAGUUCUAUUGUAGUCAGCAGGAAGAAUUAAUAGAAUUUCAUCAAGAGGCUGGUAACCAAAAUGGUGUCACUUUGAAGAAUAUUGAUGUUGAAGCCAUGAAAGGUGAAACUGCAUUGGAAUUGGCAGUAGCUGAAGGCCACAUAAAUGUAGUAAAAGCUUUGCUUAAGAAUGGAGCCAGUGCAACAAAACCUGACAGUUCUGGCAAGCUUCUUUCAUGUAAACAGUUCCCAGGUGUGCAACUAUUGCUAGAAAAAAGCAAACAUAAACAGAUGAUGAGGAUUUCAACUGUCAUCACCAGCAGGACAGCUAAUGUUGAAGAACUUCAACAUUUGUGGAAGCCUCCAUAUGAUCAUAAUCUGAGAGAUGGAAAUGGCAAGUCACCACUAAUGUUAUGUUGUGAACGAGGCAACGAGCAAUUUCUACAAUUUCUUCUUCAGUCGGUUGCUUUGUUUGAGCCAUCAGAAGAUUUCAUGAAGGAAUUUCUGGAGGUUUGUGAGGUAGAUGAAGACAGCACUCAACAAAAACAGCAAGCAUAUGCUAUUAAACACUCAUCAUUACCACCCCCAAGUCAGUCAUCUUAUCGACAACGUCCAAGUUUAGCUUUUCAGCAACGUCCAACUUCAGCUUUUCAGCCAUCAUUAAAGCGAAGGCACACUGUUGCAUAUGACAAUGCCCUUUCUCCUGACUAUCAUGAUCAUUGGCAGCGUCCAUGUUCAACAACGCCGUAUUGCCCCACAACCUCAACUCGAUCUUUGACUUUACUUCGUGCCCCAACUCCUCUCCCAGCAAUGUUGGCAGAUGAAGAAACAGAUGCAGGUGAACUGUAUCACAGUUUAGAAUCUAUGAGUUUUCAAGGUCAUUAUCUAUUGGCCUUCAAUACUGAGAAUGGCAAAUCUGCAUUACACUAUGCUGUUGAGAGUAAAAGACUACAAAUUGUUGCUCAAGUGUUAAAGGUUGAUCAGCGCAGUGUGUGUUUACGAGACAAGGAUGGCAGAACGCCACUGCACAUUGCGUGCAGUUUGAACAAUACGGCAAUCGUCAAGGAACUGCUUAAAUACCCACUUACAAAUCCUUGCCUUUAUGACUGCACUACAUGUCGACCAGAUGACUUGACUUCCAAGCCAACCAUUAAACAAAAGAUUAUUGCUGCUAGAGAAGAAUUCAAACAAAGGACAAUGGAAGUAAAACUAUCAAGUGGUUCUGAUAUGAAUGACAUGCUGGUGGAAGGCAUCCUAGAGGAAACUCCGUUGAGGUCCAAUGACAGACGAAGUGGUGAGCUAGGUCUUAUGCUGAAAUAUCCGCAUAGAAACAUGCCAAUGCCUCGAAAAGAGGACCACAAUGGGCAAUUUUAUCAUAUUUUGGACAGUCUUCCUAGUGCUCCUUCACACAAAGAGCAAGAUGAGACAAGUUCAAGAGAUUAUCAACAGACGUUGCAGGCAAGUUCUGGUACUGAUCAAUUACCUGACAUCAGCUUUAGCGAUAUUCAAGUUCGCCUUCAGCAAUUGAAAGCAAAAACGGGUACCCGUCACUACUGUCCUCCACUGCAUGAUGCCGAGCAGGUAAACUAUUGACUGUAUAUAUUGACCUACAAAAAUCACAAGAUUGCAUAGGUAACUAACUGCAAAUGGUUGUGUAACACUGCAGCUAUGGAAUACAGAUGUUUUGUCAAAUUUAGAAUAA